UGAGAAAAGUGAGAGAAAUCCUGACGUCACCUGUGCGCGCUGACACCUGCGCGGUACGGCCCGGGGUCAGCAGGAGGAACUCCGAUGACUGCGGAAGCGGAGCCGCGAUUUUGCAGGUCCUAGCCAGUAGGCAGCAGUGCAUCAUGGGAAGUCGAUGGAGAGGAUAUGACAUCUACAGAGAUGAUAACGGCCCAGUAGAGACAGUAAACAACCGCUCGUACCAAAUCCACCCCAACCCCUCCGCCCUGAUGUCGUCCACCACAGCAGACAUCCACCAGUCCGACCGCACCAACUCCAACGUCCCGCCCAACACGUUAAACCUCCAGUCGUCACUCAACGACGCCAUGAACGCGGCCACGCGGACCACCACCGGAGGAAAGAGCCGGAAGAAAUACGCCACGACAGACCUGUCUUCCAUGGGCAUCCCCGCGGGGCUGUCCGAGCCGACCUUGAACCAGACUAGCGUCACCACGGACGACCUUCACCGCCUGCGCGCCGGCUCACAGUCCAAACGGAAGGAUGCGGACUCGCCCAAGGCGCCCGCAGUCCAGAACGCCAACCAACCGGCGGAGACGUCCCGAGAAACGACCGGCUACUCGUCCAAACGGAAGGGCUUCCUGGAUUACUACGCCGACCUUGAGAAGUCGGCGAACACGAAGGUCGCGGAGGCGUGGGAGAAACAGCUUCCCGAGGAGAACACCAGAAUAGCUCGGAUCGAGGAGAAACUGAAGCAGCCUCCGCCGGACAGCGCCAGUCUGUCGGAGCCGCCCAAACCGGAGCUGGGACCGGUGGCGAAGCUGGCGCUGGAGAGGUGCGAACAGAACAGGAGAACGAGAGUCAGCUCUGACAUCCAGCACUACAAAGCUCCAGUUACGGAGGACCUUUACGCCACCAGCGCGAAGACGAAGGUGGAGGCAGACAGGUUAGAGCGCCCACGGGACCUUCCCGAGCGCCCCAGGGACCUGCCCGUGCCCCGGUCCAUCAGCGAUGAGGGCUACGACGGGAUGUUCAGCUCCCCGGAGGCAGACCACCAGCCGACACCUUCAGUCGACGAGGAUGAUGAUGAUGAUGAUGAUGAUACAGAGGUGGAGGAUGAGACUGAUAAUGAAGUGGAGGAUGAAGAUGUGGAACUGGAGGGUUAUGAGAGGCCCGAGUCUGCCCAGGUAGCGCCCCCCCACACCGAGGCAGAAGACUCCGGACUCGGAGAGAACCAGGCGUCCCCGAAACUCCCGCCCGGCUGGGAGAAGGUCACGGAGACAGAGGGCAUCUCGUUCUACUGGCACAUCCCCACGGGCACCACGCAGUGGGACCCCCCUCCCCCACCCUCCGGGGACGAGCUCAAGCCUCGCACGGACAGGAAGGACGAGGACGAACAGGUUGAUAAGGAGCCUGCUGCCUCCACCCCAGACCAGGACUCCAGCCUGCAGGAGUUCCAGAAGGCAACACUCACACUCGCUAGCAAAACUCUCAGAAGUGAAAGUGUGAGGAAACCACCAGAAGAGGAGGAGGAGACCAGGACUGGAGGGGAGAAAAAGUGCUACGCAGUGCGGUCUCUAGGCUGGGUAGAGAUGGCAGAAGAAGACCUGGCGCCAGGCAGGAGCAGCAUGGCAGUGAACAACUGCAUCAGACAGCUGUCCUACAGGAAAACUGACAUCAGGGACACCGCUGGCAUCUGGGGGGAGGGUAAGGAUAUGUUCAUGGUUCUGGAAGGCGAGGACCUGAAACUGCUGGACCCGACAGACAGGAAGGUCCUCCACGUUCAGCCCAUCCCCCAGAUCAGGGUGUGGGGCGUGGGGCGUGAUAACGGAAGAGAUGCUCUCUCAAUCUGUCUCUUUGUCGCACCCUAUCUGUGCAGAGAAAGGGACUUUGCCUAUGUGGCGCGAGACAAAGUGACGCACACCCACAAGUGCCAUGUGUUUCGCUGCGACACGCCUGCCAAAGCCAUCGCCAACGCUCUGCACGAAAUCUGCACAAGGGUGAUGACAGAGAAGAGAAGAAUGAAGGAGGUUGCCAUGGCACAACAGAGGCAGCAGGCCGAGAGGAUAGACACACCAAAGGAACCAGCUGUACUAGAAGCAAGCAGUGAGAAAGGUAUCAAGGUGCUAAACGAAGCCAUAGACUACGUCUCCAGGAAGAACGAAGAUGACUGGAUCCCAGCGACGGUCGACGUGGCGCCUUCCGCUGUCACAGUCAAGAGCAAGGAGACGAGAGAGCAGCUGACGGAGUGCAGAGUCCGUUUCCUGUCCUUCCUGGGCAUCGGCAGGAACGCAAAUGGAAAGAUGUUUGGUUACAUCCACGCCCUGAGUGCGACCAAGUUUGAGGCUCAUGUGUUCCACUGUGAACCCACGGCUGCCGCCCUGUCCAAGGCAGUGGAAGGAGCGUGCCAGCUGAGGUAUCAGAAAGUCAUCGACGCUCGGCCGGAGAUUCUGAAGUCCAGCAAGCCACAAGCACCAGCGGAAAACAAGAGGUGGUCAUCGGUGAAGUCGGGGUUCCAGAACAUGCUCGGUCUGCGCAGAAACAGCAAGACGAGACAAACGCCGCCACCCGAAGACCGACAGACGCAACCCUCCGCAGAAUAGACCAACCGUGUGCUCUCAGCGCGAGACAGGGCCUACAAGGCCUGUAGGACUUGUCGUGUACAUAGUGAAUUUAUCCAUGCAAUGUUGAAUGUGGGAGCUCUGACAGGCUCCCAACUGUAGACACUUACCACAGAUAUACACCAGACCAACAGUUCUACUUACACCAAAGUCUGUAAAGCUUUAUGUUAGGGUGGAGGUUUGAGGACAAGGUUCUUGCCAUAGAUGAGUUUGAUUUUAAUAUAUUUUAGUAUUAACCUUUGUACUAACCUACUUAACCAUUUUCUGGCAAAGUCUUGCCAGAAUUUAGUCUAACUUUUAUUGCGAGGUUUUUAAUGAUUCUUGUGAGGGAAUUCUUAAGAUUUUAUGAUGUCUUAGCAUCGAAGGGUUAUUUUCUAUUCAGUUGUCUUACAAUAGGUACUUUACCUGGUGAACCACCCUUAGCCAAUGUGGAAAAGCAAAAGGCACUUUUUUCAGGUUGUCAUGGCAACAGCAGGAAUCGUCAUGGCAACAGCAGGAAUCGUCAUGGCAACAGCUCUGGUUAAUGCAAAUGUAACCAAGGCCGCUCCAAGUUAAAUCUUUGGUUCUCAGAUUUAGCAAGAAGUCAAGAUGAAUGGCGAGGGCCGGGGGAAGACUUGGGGGCUGGCUUUGUUCACUCCCCGACUGGGACUUUUCAUCUCAGACUCUGUUUCCAUGUGGAUCCGUCAGUUCAGCAUUUUUUUUUUUAUUUGUACAUCGAGAACCAAGAAAUUAACUUGGUGUGGCCGAACUGAACAUUGUGAAUUCUGUCUUGUCUCAACAUAUCAUGAAGCGGUGCCUGUAUCUACGCAAUUAGCACGGCCUCGUCCACAGUUCUGUGGAUGGAGUGAAGGAAUGAAUGAAUGAAGCAGGGAGGGAGAUUUUCAGGAAUAACAAUUGGAGGCCUAGUCUGCAGUGUUCUAUAAUUGUCUAUCUGAAUCGAAUGGUGUCGCAACCAAUAGACACCCAAAUUGUACAUAUGAAAUUUAAUGAAUGAACUAUCGGGCUCAGUGGCCUUGAUAAUGACCAGUCGUGUCCCCAGACACAAGCUUAGGUGUAGAAUCAGCUCCGCACAAUGUCGUGAAAUGUUCGCCAUGAUCGCAAUCAAUGUGGAUUUUUCCCCGGUAAAAUCUAAGGACUUGCCUAAUACCAGAUCUGGUGUGUUGUGGCCAGUCUACUGUCCUGUCAGCAACUUGUAGCUCUCUUUCCUCAGCUGUGAUUGGCUAAGAUGUGGACCUUUUUUCAUUGGCAGAGACACGGAUCGCUCUGAUAGGCCACAAUAAUGAUAUCACAAUGCCAAGAUGUGUUUUUAUUGGCUGAAACAAAAGAUGCUCUGAUUGGUCACAACAGUGACAUCACAAUGCCAAGUUGUGUUUUGAUUGGCUGAAACAAAAGAUGCUCUGGUCCAUGAUUGGCCACAACAAUGACAUCACAAUGCCAAGGUGUGUUUUGAUUGGCUGAAACAAAAGAUACUCUGAUUGGUCACAACAAUGACAUCACAAUGCCAAGUUGUGUUUUGAUUGGCUGAAACAAAAGAUGCUCUGAUUGGUCACAACAAUGACAUCACAAUGCCAAGAUGUGUUUUGAUUGGCUGAAACAAGAGAGGCUUUGAUUGGCCACAACAAUGAUAUUGCAAUGCCGAGAUGUGUUUUGAUUGGCCAAGACAUGAGAGUCUCUCAUUGGCCACAUUAUAUCACAAUGCCAAGAUGCAACAAUAAGACGACACAUUGAAAUUGUACAGAAUGUUGUAAUUGUCACAAGUGUUACAACUUUCCCGCUAGUAGCCAAUCCACAGUGUUACACUGAAGUAUUGAAAUUGCUACAUUUCUUUCACAAGCAAUGUUGUAGAUAGUUAACCAGGAGCUACAUCUGCUGAGAAGUAGACCACUUUUUUUACACGAACCUUUGUUUUUUUAGUCUGUAUACCAAAGGUGGUAGAGUUUCAAUGCUCCUGAGAAGUAUUUUGUUAUAUGCAAUAUAUGCAAGAUUAGUUUUAGUUUGUUAUUUAGGUGGUAUUUUAUAUAAGUUUUGUUUUGGGUGCAAUUUUGGAAGAGGGUGAGACAUAGGAGGGAAAAAGCCAUACUUAGGAAUAGAAUAUAACAUUUAUUUUACUAUUAUUUAUCUCACUAACUUAUAACCUAGUUAACAUUACUAGUUAGUUUAGCUUUCUUAUUUCUUGUACUAAGAAUUCACUGGUGGAAGUUUAUGGAAGGUGGACUUGUGGAAUCCUUGCGUUUCUUAGAGAUCUAGAGUUUUGCCAGCCAAAUGAUAGUUUUUUCUAGGGGUAAAUAAAUAAAUGGACAAAAAUGGUGGGAAUU
This is a messenger RNA of Branchiostoma floridae (Florida lancelet), 4912 nucleotides long. Its product is annotated as amyloid-beta A4 precursor protein-binding family B member 2-like. Gene Ontology annotation, cellular component: cytoplasm; nucleus. Gene Ontology annotation, molecular function: amyloid-beta binding; transcription factor binding. NCBI's taxonomy places the organism in Eukaryota, Metazoa, Chordata, Leptocardii, Amphioxiformes, Branchiostomatidae. The record is from RefSeq and is a predicted model, not a curated record. Gene Ontology annotation, biological process: regulation of DNA-templated transcription.